Messenger RNA from Culicoides brevitarsis, 2403 nucleotides. RefSeq lists its product as uncharacterized. Gene Ontology annotation, cellular component: cytoplasmic dynein complex. Lineage: Eukaryota; Metazoa; Arthropoda; Insecta; Diptera; Ceratopogonidae. Gene Ontology annotation, biological process: intraciliary transport. The transcript is spliced from 4 exons. The record is from RefSeq and is a predicted model, not a curated record. Bases 1 to 2403 code for a protein of 800 amino acids. Gene Ontology annotation, molecular function: dynein light chain binding; dynein heavy chain binding.
AUGGCUCGAAAUUUCAAUGGAUUCAUUUUAGCGCAAGAUAAAAAGCCUCCUGCAGCGAGCAAGAAGACAACAAGUGUGAAAACAACAGCAAAUGGCAAGCCAAAAACACUUUUGCAGGAGAAUUUGUCACUUGUUAAAGCAGAAACGAAGAAAAUUUACGGAGGCGCAUCAACUGUAAAGCCAAAAACGGUACCAAAAAAACCCUUGAAAGCGACAAAAGAAGUUAAUAAUCCGAAAAAUGGAGGUACAAGUACAACGACGGAGAAGAAAAUUACAACAACAACACAAAGAACUGCUCAUGAAAUGAGCGACGGGAAGCCAAAUCAUAUCAGAAGUAACAGUCGAACACUCGAACCGCACGAAAUUGUUCUCUUGAAGAAUCCAAAGUACACGGAAGAGCCGGGAGUUGAUACAAUUCAACAUGAAAUCCCUUCUCCAGAUAAAGAUUCAGAAAGUUACGAAUCGGAUUUUGAAGAGUAUGAAUCCGAUUUUUCUGAAGAAUCGAACGAGACAAAUGGAACAACGGAAAGUGAGAAAAAAGUAUCCGAAAUAGAACAUUUUAAUGACGAAGAUGACGACGACGAAUCAAUGUCGGAAAAUUUCACAACAGCAAUCGAAGUUAAGCCUGUUCUUCAUGUUCAACGCAAAUCGAGGCUUUAUGAUAGAAGUUACGAGAUUAUGCGAAAAAUUACGUUAGAUCAUAUGUCGUACGAAUUAUUCGAUGCAAAUCCUGUUCCAUAUCAAACUUUUAUGAAAUUAUAUGGCAAUAGUCAAAGUAUGCAAAAUUUCACACAAACCGAUACAUUUACGAAAAGCAUUGAGACACAAACGAACAUUUAUAAGAAAUUUUCGGUAUGGACUCAAUUUCCAAUAGAAAUUGCAACGCAAGUUGAAUCAAUGAGCGAAAUGGAAACGAAGGAAGAAAACGAAGAAGAAUCCGCUUGGAUGGAAAAAACAUUGAAAAAUUUAUCUACAAAGACAAAUUCAUCAAAUGUUAUCGAUUACGCAUUCGAUAUGGACAAAUUAAAUGCCUUUUUAACGAAAUAUCUUGCAACGAUAUCCUCCAUUCUGGAUCGCAAUACAAAAACGAAGCAACUGAAACAAACAGAACUCGAGAUAAGCAAAGGUUACAACGAAAUUGACAUUUCCAAUCUGAAUCGCGGAAGUAAUGUUUCUCUCAUUUAUGCGAAUCCUGAUGUACCGAAUACCCUUUUGACAGUUCACACGUCGAAAACACUCGAUAGCUUCACGCAGGAAUGUUUGGUUUGCAUUUGGAAUACGGCUUUUUCAGAACCUCUUAAAAUUUUGUCCUGUUGGAAUUGGAUUUCGUGUUUGUUAAUUGUACCUACGAUGAAGACAGUUAUUGUUGGAGGAUCAAAAGAUGGAGUGAUUGUAUGUUGGGAUACUUUGGAAAGAGUUCAAUGGAAUAGAGCGUUUCCUUUGAAUUUUCACAAUGCGCCUUCUGUUGUAACGACUUCGACGGAUACGAAUGGAUCUUCGUAUAAUGGGGAGAUUUUAGCGAUGAGAUUGUUGCCAAUGACGCCUUUUACUGAAAAUUUUAAUACAAAUCAAACUGCGAAGCUUUGCACUCUUCACGAAGAAGGCGUCAUUACGGAAUGGUCUCUCAUGUACAUGCAAUCGCUCGGAAAUGAAUCCCUAAUUAAGGCAAAGCUCGAUCAAGGCGCAAUGUGGUCAAAACUGAAACUCAUCCAAACAAACAUCAUUCAAGUUCUUGCUUUGCCGCCAUUUUCACAACAAGAACCCGAAGCAAAAAUAGAUACUGACCUCGAAAAGACGUACAAAUAUUUCGAAGCGGGCAUUUACAACGACAAAGUCUUACAAAACCUCUCGGAAGCGAAUGCUGCGAAAGUAAAACAUCAUCUGCUGUCACUUUCGGAACGUGUAAUUGACUUGUUAGUGGUUGACAAUGAACAUCUUGCGGUACUUACGAACAAAAACUACCUUUACACAUGCUCGCUUGCCGAAUACUCGAAAAUGAGGAAAUUAAUGAUCGAAAUUGAUGACGCGAAUGAUGCUGCUUACGGCAUUACAAUGUGUUCGUGUACGGAAAAAAGUGUCGUUGGCGUCGUUUUGUCGAACGGCAUUGUGAAAUUCGUGAAUAUCAGUCCUGAAAUUGCAUCUGAAACGAAUUUCAAUGGAAAUUAUGAAGAUCCUUUGAUUAGUUAUUCGCGUUAUAACAAUAUUUCAUGCGGAUUUCAUAAUGAACAAUUAUUUGUCGUAACAAAUAACAAACUUACGAUCUACGAAAACGGUUGUGAAAAGAUAAUUUCUUUGACUGACGAUGUAAAAUCAUUCCAAUUUGUCAACGGAAUCGAUGGAGAUACAAAAUUGGUUAUGCUCUUGCAAAAUGGAACUGUGAUAAUACAUUUUCUAAAAAAUUAG